This is a messenger RNA of Lytechinus variegatus (green sea urchin), 1755 nucleotides long. RefSeq names its product retinol dehydrogenase 8-like. The coding region runs from base 384 to 1265 and encodes 293 amino acids. Gene Ontology annotation, molecular function: oxidoreductase activity. The record is from RefSeq and is a predicted model, not a curated record. The transcript is spliced from 5 exons. NCBI's taxonomy places the organism in Eukaryota, Metazoa, Echinodermata, Echinoidea, Temnopleuroida, Toxopneustidae.
AAGUUCAUAGUCCAUCGAUCUACAUGCAUUGAUAAAUUUCAGCCCAAUGUGGGCCCUUUUGUGUACAUAACCUAACCUCUCUCAUGCAGAAAAAUAUGAAUAAAAUCUAAUAUCGACCGAUCGUUGAACUUUAACAGUAUUUGGUUUGAAAUAAAGCCAUGCAUCAUUAUCUAAUGGGAAUCACUUUACAAUAAAUGACUAGUGGAUGGACCGAUCAUCCACACCUGGUCGAAGGAAUGAGCGCCUAAACGAAGAAGCCGAAAUAGAAGAACAAUCAAGUUACCUGAGGAAGCUUACCCUGGCACUGGGGACGUCCAUCGAUAUACAUUGUGAGGCGCACUUCUUGUGUUGGAUUGCAUAGCUCAGUACUGUAAGAAAAUAAUAUGGCACCAAAGAUUACGCUGAUCACGGGUUGCUCGUCGGGCAUUGGUUUAGCUACAGCUGUAAAGCUUGCCCGGGAUGCAGCGAAAGGGUACGUGGUCUACGCUACAAUGAGAAACCUUGCCAAGAGGAAUGAGUUGGAGAAGGCUGCUGAGAAUGUACUCAAUACUACGCUAUUCGUUCUCGAGAUCGAUGUAACGAAACACGACACGAUUACGACUGCGAUCAGUACUGUGAUAGAGAAACACGGUCGUUUGGAUAUUCUAGUCAACAAUUCUGGAGUGGGUAUUUAUGGUCUUCUCGAAAACACUACCUUCGAUCAGAUCAGGAUGGUCAUGGAAACAAACUUCUUUGGAGCAGUGAAGUUGACCCAGGAAGUGAUUCCUGUCAUGAAGAAGCAGAGGUCAGGUCGUAUAAUCAACAUCAGCAGUACCUGCGGUAUAUUCGGUAUCCCUUACAUGGAGAUCUACUGUGCCUCUAAAUAUGCAAUGGAGGGGUUUUCCGAGAGUCUUGCCGCGACCCUGAGACCUUACAAUAUUUGGGUGACGACUAUUCAACCUGGUCCCGUCCAUACCAAGUUUGGGGAGAACAUCUCGGUCAAUAAUCUUUCGACUUCUGACACUCCACGUCAACUUGACCCUAGCGACCUGUUUCGACGAUCAGCCGAGAAAAGCUCUUCAGUUCUUAAGCAAUCGGGAGAGUUCGAUGAUAAUCCACAGAAACCUGACGACAUAGCUGAUGUUAUCCACAAGGCAAUAACAGAGGAUAGGCCUCAUUUCCAAUAUCCGACUAGUGAAUUUCGCAUCAAAUACGCGGCCAAGAAGUUCGUCAACCCAUCUAACGAUGCGAUGGUCGACUACUUUGCCGACGCGUGUACCCCAUGAGAAACACUAAAAGUAAAUUAUCAUUUCAUAUCUAAAUAACAUAGCUUUUAUGCAGCUAAGAUAUUACAUAAUAUAGUUAUUACAUUGCAUAAAUGCAUAUCGACUUCAUUCUCCGCACAAAGGUACUUUAUUCAUUCAUUAACUUGUUUAUCUGCAAAAUUGUAACGUUUAUAAAAGUAGAAAAACCAAAAUAUAUUUCAAAAGAAAAAUAAAUGAUCAGAUAAUUGGAUUGAUAUAUGAUAAUGCUAAAUGCCAUUACGUCAUGUACAAAAUAUAUUUAAAAAAAGAAUAGUGGCCAACUUCUCACUCUAUUCUUGUACCUUUAUACUUCCUAUUCAUCCGCCAUCGUGGUUAUUGAAUUGUCAUUGCAUUUAUAUUGUCAUAUAAGUUGCAUAUUGAGCUAACUCUACCUCAUGAAUAUAAAGCACCCAUCCAUCCUAUCAGGGCAUUCUCCCCUUUUUCUUUUUUUUUCUUCGAGGGGGGGGUGGGG